GCCACCCUGUUUCCGCCGCAAGCACCUUUUUCUUCGUCAACCAUCAUCUCCCAUCAGUCAUGGACACAGCUCCCUCAAAGGGUUGAAUGCCAUCGUCAACUUCCUCUUUCCACACUCUACUCCUCCCACCCGGCAACGCGCUCAGUCUUGCACCGACACCGCCGACUUCCUCAUCGUUUCUUCAACCCCAGGUUGCAUCAGUUACUCGUGGCCUUCAUGGCGACUCCUCCAGUGCAAAUGGCGAAGGUGAUGGAAACUAUUACUGUACUAGGGGACCUGACGGGGUCAACUUCUUGUUCCCAGGACACAACCGUGGAUGCAGAUAUGCAUGAUGACGACUGGACCGAGCAGAGCGAGGAUGAGACUGUGUUCGACCCUACACACUGUCGUCCAGGCGGUAAUGGUAAAACCGCUUUCCGGGGCGGCGCAGUUUACCAACGUGAGCACCUUUGGCUUCGAAGGGCGGUCGUGAGAUCGCGCGAAGAACAGCGUAGCGACGAGGAGGAAGAGGAGGAGAUCGACUACCAAGAUUUGGAGGAAGCCUCCUCGGACGAUGGCAGCACCAGCAGUGACUGGGACACCUACGGCAGCCUUCCGCUCAUUAUGGACGAGUAUGAAGAGGCUGUGGCUCGUCUGGAAGGCAGCUAUGACUGGAACGAGGAUCAGAAGAAGCUGCACAAGUUGAUUUACAUGCGCGGCCUCCAUCCCAUGCUGCCAUCAUGGUGGCGGUUGAGCUUCAGGAUGUGGGGAGUUACGCAGCGACACUUAGACGAUGUCUUCACGCCGAAACAUAGCAGGAAACGUGUGGCGAUCCAUGCGUACGGGAACGAAGUCGCCGCCACCAAGGCGCUCGAGUCUCUAUUCUACCUCUCCCAAACCGUCACCGAUUUCGAGGAGAUCGGAUACGAGAGCAAGAUCUCACCAACCAUAGUCAAGGGCAUCCGGUCUUACAUCAAAUGGGCCUUGCGAGAUGCGCGGAUAGACGAGUCAGGCACAUUACCCAACAUGUUCGUGCAAGCAUACCCGCCAGAUUUCGAUGACGAUUACGAUAGCGAGGACAGCAACUUCACGCCUUCCCCGGUCAGCAGCGAUGACGGUUUGAAUGCGUCGGGAAAAGGGGAGCAUGAAGGUGACAACCUGACUGAGUUGCAGCGCGCCCGGCGUUUCACCCGAGCAGUUUCUCGGGACCUCGAGAGGAGGCUGCGCAACAGGGGCCAGCGCUGGCGCGAUGCGCUUCGCAACCGCAAUGGCAAGGGCUACAUCGCGCAGCCGCCGACUUUGUAUGCGUUUGCUGUUAUUCAGCACAUUGUUAUGCUUGCCAGCCACGACUCGACAGAGUCGACGAAUCCGGUGGUUGUGCUUGAACAGAUCCGCCUGAAUGAUCGAGGUCAGUGGCUGUGGAACGCACUGUCUAUCGCUCUUCCCAUCAACAUGGCGCGGGACACGCUGAACGGCAUGCGGGAUACGGGCCUGAUUGUUGAGGAGCAUGAGGAUUUACCGGACCCUGAUAUGUGACAUCAAACACAGCUGGGUAGAAGUGUGAAGUGUCUAUGAACGAUCACUGCAAGCUUUCGCUGUUUGUAACUAUCAUCAGAAUGAUCAG
Chaetomium strumarium is the source of this 1603-nucleotide messenger RNA. RefSeq lists its product as uncharacterized. NCBI's taxonomy places the organism in Eukaryota, Fungi, Ascomycota, Sordariomycetes, Sordariales, Chaetomiaceae. The record is from RefSeq and is a predicted model, not a curated record. The transcript is spliced from 3 exons. Bases 217 to 1515 code for a protein of 432 amino acids.